AGAACUUCCGUAGGUUUGAUGAACAUGGGUAAGUAUAUAGUCUGCCAAUCUGGUCUCUCGUCGGUUGGACCGUGGUGAUGGGGUGUGAAGACGUGCUCUGAGGUUACUCUGCCGCUUCAAUGACGGAAAGAGGAGACCCGGUGCGAGGAGUGCUGGAGUCUUCCUCAGAGAAGGAGCCGCUCAAAGCAGGCAUACUAGUCUGCUGCAUGCUCUCUUUGGCACGUUUAUCCAGAGUUGGAAAGCGGCGUUUCAUCUCAUUAACAACGUGCCGCGUGAGGCGCAUGAUUUGGGGCUCUGGGAGGAGAGAGAGAAUCGCAUGAGAGUCGCCGAGUGUCGAAAGAGGACCCGUAUGAUGAGUGGUGCUACGCUCCUUCAGUACCGCUUCGACGUCUUGUACCACCUCGACGAAUGUCACGUCGAGCAACUUCUUCAGCUUCCACUUUGUCCACAGAUUCAGACGUCCAUGAUCAUUCGCAGCGCUCAGGACAGUAUAUGCAGGCACCAAGGCUGUGGUGAGCUCAUCGCCAUUCAUGUUCUCUGCAGGUGCGCUGACGGGAUUGGGGAGUGACAUUGGUGAGAAGACAGUUGGGUGUCGGAGAAGACAUCGCUUCGUGCUCGGUGGCCUGGUCACCGAUAGACAUUGCUGAGAGAAUUGGAAUGUUGAGGCACAGAAAGGUUGAGAUUGAGAGAGAAAACGUCGGACAGUGGUAUGAAUGACCUGAUCACCCCGAUGUGGAAUGUUUUUCAUGUGUCGGAGGCAAACGUAACUCUGCUGGGUCAUGUCCUCCACGCGUCGAUGCUGCUCAAACUUGUCUUCUCUCCUAUAGUUCCUGGUCUGGAUGCACAAGACUAGAAGAAGCUGGGCUGCCUUGGACCUUCUCGGCAAACAAAGACUCAUUGAUGGGUCUCCGCGUAGGAGAGUCAUAAUGGCCGAAUAUCGUUCGUAGGUGGAGUCCCACUAUGACUGUUACGCACUGGAUAUCGAAAAUCGCGCUGGAUGGGGCAGUAAUGCGGCGACCGUUCCUACGGUUAUAUACGUACCCCCUUUCAUCCUUUGCUCUAUCUCAUCGAACUCACGACUGACUGCUCGACAUCCUUAUCCAUUUCACGAUGUUUGGCAAACUACUUGAUGCAAUCAGAGGUGGUCGCUCCGUGUAUCUCGUGGUGUAUCAUCGAGAGGUUAGUGCGAGGGAAGGCCCUGCACACUGGGCCAUUUGGAUUCCACAUCGGAACGCUGCGGAGUUCGGCAAACUCAUACAUGUCGUUGGCGAUACUCGGGUGAUGGGAUUUCGUGUCCAAUUCCGUCACCAUGCCCAGGUCACUUUCACGGAUCGACGUUACGAUCUGAUCCUACUCGAUGACGACGUUUCCUCGCGACUGAUCGUCGACAAACCGCAAUACGAAGUUCGAGAGCCGUCAUAUACUGAAAAGCGCCAGCAGCCCGUUGAUGACAUGGAGCGUUACGCCCUUGCCAUCCCUGCUCCCCCUUUGACUCCAGACGGGGGGACAUUUGCCGGCGACUGCCAGACCUGGAUAUGGCAGGUCGUUACAAGUUUGGUUGACAACGGUGUUCUUAAACAGAGUGCGCUAGCAGCUCUCGAGGAUGUUUCGACGGUGUGAUAGGACGUGAUGGAAAAGACGAAGGAGAAAGGUCAACUGACUCGAAAGGCGCUCAGCGUAAACCAUACCGUUGAAGUCUGUAUAGUGGAACUUCUGUCCUUUUAUCCAAUGAUGCAAUGUCAAAUUACGAACGUUUC
Messenger RNA from Dacryopinax primogenitus, 1757 nucleotides. RefSeq lists its product as uncharacterized. NCBI's taxonomy places the organism in Eukaryota, Fungi, Basidiomycota, Dacrymycetes, Dacrymycetales, Dacrymycetaceae. The coding region runs from base 1111 to 1620 and encodes 169 amino acids. The transcript has 7 exons. The record is from RefSeq and is a predicted model, not a curated record.